Vicia villosa (hairy vetch) is the source of this 1810-nucleotide messenger RNA. RefSeq names its product protein JINGUBANG. Bases 377 to 1675 code for a protein of 432 amino acids. NCBI's taxonomy places the organism in Eukaryota, Viridiplantae, Streptophyta, Magnoliopsida, Fabales, Fabaceae. Gene Ontology annotation, molecular function: protein binding. The transcript has a single exon. The record is from RefSeq and is a predicted model, not a curated record.
GUAGUAUCCUACUCAUUAUAAACGAGACAAAUGUAGUGGAGGAUACAUCACCAGCAAAUUACAAACAAGCCAAAACUGAGCUUUUCCCAUCUGUCAAGUAGGCUUUUGAAUAAUCAUCCGGCAAGUUUAAUAAAUGCUCACUCCAUCUCUGUCUCAACCAAAUAACAAUACAAAGAGAGAAAGAUACCCUCGCCCGUCGCAUUAAGAAAAUAAUUAACCUCGGACCCAUCGCUCACUUCUUGUCCCCUUAUCUGGCUUCUCUCAUAACCCCACUCAAUUAAUCUAAACUUUAUUCAUCAUCUCAUUUCACUUUCUAAAAACUAUCUAUAUUUUCUUCCUCGCACCAUAUCCAUAUUCUACUCUCAUUCAAUUCAACAUGCGGUUACUUUCAUGGCUAGAAACUUGCACCUCCGCCAACUGCGCCACCGCCACCCACAACUCCACCGUCGAACUCCUCCCGUCAAGAAAACAUCAACAUGCAUUUGACUCAAGUACUUCAUCUUCUUCGUUAUUAACCUCCGAUGACAGCACUUCCAGUACUCUUCAUAGCAACUACUCCAUACAAACACUCCCCUCCGUCCCUUCUCUGCAGAAACUCUCUUCUAACAAUCUCAGCAACUUCUCCAUCUCUUAUCACUGUCUCACCUCCCUCACACCCCACCCUUCUCGCCCUAUCACCUCCCUCGCUCUCCAAAACAACCUCCUCUACGCCGCAACAGAAAACCAAAUCGACGUCUACGAUCGUCACACGUGUACCAAUCUCCAGACGUUUAACUCCGAAGCAACUUCCGGCUCCACUAAAACCAUCACUUUCUCUAAAGACAUGGUUUUCACCACUCACCAAGACUGCAAAAUCCGCGUCUGGAAAAACAAUCAACACCGCAAGUUAACCACUCUCCCCACCGUCAACGACCGUCUCCGCCGCUUCCUCCUCCCGAAAAACUACGUCACUGUCCGUCGCCAUAAUAAACGUCUCUGGAUAGAACACGCUGACACCGUCACAGACCUCGCCGUCUCUAACGGCGUUAUCUACUCCGUUUCGUGGGAUAAAACGCUUAAGAUAUGGAGAGUCUCCGAUCUUCGUUGCGUUGAAUCAGUCAAAGCUCACGAAGAUGCGGUCAACGCGGUUGCAGUUUCUAACGAUGGAACCGUCUACACUGGAUCAUCCGAUAGACGAAUACGCGUUUGGGCGAAACCAGUUGGAGAAAAAAGACACGUUCUUGUUGCUACCCUAGAGAAGCAUAAAUCAGCGGUUAAUGCUUUGGCGCUAAACGACGACGGUUCGGUGUUGUUUUCGGGUGCAUGCGACCGUUCGAUAUUGGUGUGGGAGAGAGAGGAUAGUGCGAAUCAUAUGGUUGUGAUUGGGGCUCUGAGAGGGCAUCAGAACGCGAUACUGUGUUUGAUCAACGUCUCUGAUUUGUUACUAAGUGGGUCCGCUGAUCGGACGGUUAGGAUUUGGAAACGAGCUUAUGAUGGGUCGUUUUGCUGUGUUGGUGUGCUUGAUGGGCACCAGAAACCUGUGAAGUCGUUGGCGGCAAUUCCGGAUGGGGAUGAUGAAAGUUCAACGAACGGUGUCGUUUCUGUUUUUAGUGGUUCGUUAGAUGGUGAGAUAAAGGUUUGGCAACUUUCUAUUGGGUGUCUGGCUGAUCAGGAUCAAGAUUUUAUGAUUUCGUAGAUUGCUUGUAAAAUUAAAGUCACGAUAAGGAAAGUAAAAGCUUGAUAAUAAAAAUAGUAGUUACAUGAUCACAUGUAUUUAUACUUUUUGUGGUAUAGGGCAAAGGAUCUAUAAAAUUAUAAAGUUCUAUUCCAA